Molecule: messenger RNA, 2142 nt
Organism: Pseudocercospora fijiensis CIRAD86
Lineage: Eukaryota; Fungi; Ascomycota; Dothideomycetes; Mycosphaerellales; Mycosphaerellaceae
Exons: 1
Coding region: 184-1953 (589 amino acids)
Cellular component (GO): mitochondrion
Molecular function (GO): GTPase activity; GTP binding
Source: RefSeq, a predicted model, not a curated record
UUCGGCAGCCUUUGCCCUGAUCUGUGCUGGUCGGCAGAAGAUCCAUGGGCAUUCUCCUCCAGCCGGCCGGGAUAGUGAUGAAUGCAUUAUUUGCAUGUGCCAGGCCCCUUCGUACCUUAACCCAACCCACACAACUGCUCGUUAAGGAUUAUACAGCAGCGCAUAUACGACGCAUACCAUCGAAUGGUCUUCUUCAAGGCUGCCUCGGCGCGACUGUUCGAAACAUCCACCCUGACCCCGUUUCUCUAUCCGUGCUUCAACACGCCCUGCGCCGCCACCGCUGCCAUCACGAACCGAUCCAAAGCACGCGUGCGGCGUCCGACAUGUACUAGGAGCAUCAGGCGCGCACAGAGUACUGCUUCUGCUGCUGCCCAUGCACCCACAACCGACCCCGACGCUGUAGACGUGCACAAGUACGACCAUCUCGACCCCUCACCGGCCGACUAUUCAUCCACACCCUUCACAGAUGCAUGUGCAUUGAGGGUGACUGCGGGUGCUGGUGGCCACGGCUGCAUCUCCUUCUUGCGCGAGAAGUACAUUGCCAACGGCCCACCGAAUGGUGGCGAUGGCGGUACGGGCGGCAGCGUGUACAUACAGGCUGUUCAAGGAGAGACAAGCCUGCACAAGCUCGCGCGGAGAAGUCAUUUGAAGGCGGGAAGGGGCAAGAAUGGCCAGGGCAGUCUGAAGGGAGGUGCGAGGGGCGAAGAUCUUCUAAUCACAGUUCCUGUAGGGACUGUCGUCCGAGAAGUAAGACGUCAUGAUCCGCUCGAUGAGGAAGAGAGGGCGUACGGGCUGCACAGAAGAUUUGCUGAAGGAGCAGAGGAUGGAGAACACACACCUGAACAGGGACUAUGGCAGCUUGAUAAGUGGCUGCUGUAUCCCGGUGUGAUGCCAAAGCACUUCACUUCAGCAGAUCUUCCUCGUCUGCCAAGACCGAGACGAAGCAAUCUGGUGUCAAUGCAGCCACCAGCCCCUCUGCGGCUGGAUCUAGACAAGGCAAUGGACACGCCCAUGCUUCUAGCAGCAGGGGCGAUGGGUGGUCUCGGCAAUCCUCAUUUCGUGAGCAAGUCAGUCCUGAAACCCAAGUAUGCCACCAAAGGUCAUGAUGGCGUGCGCAUUGAUGUCCAGCUAGAAUUGAAGCUGCUUGCAGAUGUGGGCCUUGUAGGACUCCCAAAUGCUGGUAAGUCAACUCUUCUGCGGGCUCUGACCAGAUCGAGGACAAGAGUGGGCAAUUGGGCAUUUACGACCUUGAGCCCAAACAUCGGCACUCUGGUGCUGGACGAUUACACUGGGCGACCAAGACUGGACACGAGAGGACGGCGGAAAGAGCCGAGGACGAAUAUCACAAUCGCAGACAUUCCCGGUCUGAUCGAAGGCGCACACCUCGAUCGUGGGCUAGGACUAGGAUUUCUUCGCCACAUUGAGCGCGCCGCUGUGCUUGCCUUCGUCCUCGAUCUCAGCGCACGAGAUGCAGUCGAGGCUCUCAAAGGUCUCUGGAAUGAAGUCGGCGAAUACGAAAAUCUGCGCGAGAAACAGCUGAAUGCAGACACUGAGCGCACACAACCACAAGAGGCAGGUCUGGAGACAACGGAGGCAUACAAGCCAUUCGAAAGUUCUAUAUCUCCCGGACUUGAUCCCGAGUCAGAUCUUGAGGAAGGGAGCACGAUUGUCCUCGAUCCCGCAGUAGGUCGCGCGCUACCACCGCUACUUUUGCCACCCAUUAGUAGCAAGCCUUGGUUCGUGAUUGCAACCAAAGCCGAUCUGCCAGAAACACAAGAGAAUUUUGGGCGGCUGCAGGCAUAUUUGAAGCGCGUACAAGCUGGGGAAGAGGAGCAUCCCAGCGGGAAGGAGAAUGCUUGGCGUAGAGCUGUACACUCUGUGCCCGUUUCUGCGAUCAAUAAGCAGGGUGUCGCACCUAUUCCAGAGAUCAUUAUCGGUCUUCUGGAUGACUAGGAUGACGUGAAACGGGACGACGUGGAAAGACGCACGUGAGAUCUGACUAUGGACGCAAAGUCCUGCGCGCAACAGAGGAAUCUCAAUCUGUAGAUGGGCCAAGCGAAACCGUCAAGGCCGGUCCAUAAUUUCCUGCAGAUACACAACUUUGUUCUGUAGCCGGCCAAGCUCAGAAUAGUGGAUCUCUUC